Molecule: messenger RNA, 3516 nt
Organism: Cotesia congregata
Lineage: Eukaryota; Metazoa; Arthropoda; Insecta; Hymenoptera; Braconidae
Source: the annotation of a GenBank genome assembly
AUGUAUAUUGAAAAGAUCAUCAUUGAGGGCUUCAGAAAUGGAUCCGGAAAAAGUAGUUUCUUCGAAGCGAUUCAAUUCGUCUUGUGCGAAGAAUACCACAAAUUAUCACCGGAAGAGCGCAGCAGUUUUCUGCACGAAGGUACAUCUUCUCGAGUACCUUCCUGUUUUGUAGAACUUAUUUUCAACAACUCCGACAAACAAUUUCCCGGAGAAUCAACAGAAAAAAUAACAAUCCGUCGCACAAUUGGUCCAAAGCAAGAUCAAUUUCUCUUAAACAAAAAGCGAAUUUCAAAAGAAGAAAUUCUUAGAUUAUUUCCGACUGCUGGAUUAUCAACUCGCAAUCCAUAUUACAUCAUCAAGCAGCGUGAGCUAUUAGAAAUAGUAACAGGCACAGAUGAAAUGAGAUUGGACCAGCUCAAAGAAAUAGCGGGUAUCUCCUUAUUCGAAACCCGGUAUCAAGAAAUGAAGACACUGCUGCACCCGAUAAUGACCUACCUAUCGCGUGACGACUUGUUUGACAAUGUAAACCGAUGCUUGCGACAAAAAGAAGCAGAAGAGCAAGACAUGAAGCAGUAUGCUGAGUUGAAGAAGCAGCGACGCUUGUUAGAGUUUUUGCUGAGUGAAAUGGAGCUGAAGAAAUUCACCAGCUUGCUCACUAAAGCACAGCGUCGAUACUCGGAGCAGAGCACUGAGCUUAUUGACGUUAAGCAAGAUUUAAAUUCAGUUGAAGAAGAAAUUUCUAAGCUUGUUAGCAAAAUUAACGCGACUAAAAAAGAAAUUGAUCUUGUUAAAUUUAAUUUUCGGGAAUUAAUUACUAAAAGGGAAAAAUUUUUAAUUAAUGUAAAAAAUUGGAAGGUCAAUAUUGAGCGCUUGGUGGAAAAUAUCAGCAAGGAUGAAGAGGCGCAGGAAGAAAUUAAAGACGAGUUGGAAAAAUUAAUAGAGUCAAUUGAUAAAUUCAACGAUGAUUUAAUUCCUAUUAAGAAAGAGUACGAGGCUAAAGAAGCUGAAGAAAAAAAAAUUACACAUGAUUUGGCUGUUGCAGAGAAAUUGCAGAAAGAAUUGAUCUUAAAAAAACACCGUAAAAAAUUGUUUGAAAAUAAAGAGGAACGCGAUGAUUGGAUUAAAGAACACUUGCAAUUAUUAGAUGAAAAAAUCAAAGAGUCUGAUCAGUACAGAGCUCAGUACGAAAACGAACUUGAAGUGGAAAAAAGUAAAAAACGUGAUUUAGAAAAUAAAAUUCAAGAGCUUGAAGAUUUUUUUAAAUCACGGCUAACUUCUAUUAUUAAUUCUGAGCGAACUUUGGAUGAAAGGAAAAAUGAAAGAAUCCAGUAUCAAAAACAACGGAAAGAUUUGUUUGAGAAGAAGAGUAUUUUUGAGAGUGAAUUGAAUGACUUGAAUCAUGAGUUGAAAAAAGCUGACCAGGCGCUUGGAGUUAAUAAAGAUAUUAUAUUUGGGCUUUAUAGUGUCUUUAAAGUUCUUGAUACUUUUAGGCAGCAGGAUAGAGAAGAAGUUGAAGAAAAUUAUCAUGGGAUGGUUGUGGAUAAUUUUAGCGCAAUAGAAGAUCUCAAUACUGCGAUUGAAAUGACUGCUGGGACUCGUCUGUUUUAUAAUAUUGUUGAGACUGAUGAAUUUGGGAUGAAGAUUUUGGAAGAAAUGAAUGAACAGAAAUUGCCUGGAGUUGUUAAUUUUUUAGCGAUUAAUAGAUUGAAUUUUAAAGAGCAAAAUUAUCCGGAUGAUGAUGACGAUGCAAGGCCUUUAAUAUAUUCUCUGCAGUAUGAGGACAAAUUUGACGCUGUUAUAAGUAGUAUUUUUGGAAGAACGCUUGUAUGUAAAAAUUUGGAGUGUGCUAGCAAUGCAGUGGAUAGAUAUAAGUUGAAUUGUAUUACUUUGAGUGGCGCUAAAAUUUCCAAGUCGGGGGAUGUUGCUGGUGGGCAUAAAAAAAAUUAUAAAUCAAUGAUUGCUGCUUACAGAACUCGGGUUAAAAUAUUGGGGAAAAUUCGGAGGGCUGAGGGAAAGUUGAAGAGGAUUGAUGAUGAAUUUAAAAGAGUUGAAGAAGAGUCUAAUAAAAAUUUAACGGAGAUUAAUAAGUUGGAGGUAAAGUUGAUAAAAGCUAAUGAUAUUCAAAAGAAUGUUAGGGAAGAAAUUGAAAGGCUGAAGGAGCAGCAGAGGGAUAUUGAGGGUAAAUGUGAGGAAACGGAGAAAAUUUUGAAUGAUUUUGUGACUGUCUUGGAGAUUGUUCGGGGGAAUAAAGAGCAUUUGGAGAGUGAAUUGCAGCAGGAUUUACUGAGUCAGUUGACUGAUGAGGAUCAGAGGCAAUUUGAAGAGGUUAAUGAUUUAAUUGUACAACUGAGCUGUAAGAAGAAAAAAUUAGUUGAUGACUUGAUUGAUUUGAGCAAUGAAAAAGAUCGGUUGGAAGAAUUUGUGAAGAAAGGAUUGUUAAAGAAGAAAAAAUUAGAGGAGAGACUUCAGGAGCUGGAGGUUGGGGUUGAAAAAUUUAAGGUGGAGUUGCGAAGGACUAAAGAAGAAAUUAAAGAGAUUAAAAGUAAGAUUGAUGAGAUUAAUGAGAGAAUUGAUGAGGAUAAAAUUACGGAUUUGGUGAGAAUUAAAAUAAAUCUUGAAGAAAAGUUGAAAAAAAGAGUGGGAAGGAAAGAAGAAAUUUUGGAAAUUUUCAGGGCUUUAAAGUGUUCUGUUGAAGAGCUAGAAGCGAAAAUUAAGAAUUAUGAGGAAGAAAUUUCUGUACAGAAGGAAAAGUUAAAAAUUAUGGAUCCUAUGACGCGGCAUCGCAAUGCUCAUCUGUCUUUUAGAGAAUUAAAUGAGAGAUUAAGAGAAGUUAAUGCGAGCUUGAAGUCUUUGGAGAAUAUUAACAUAGAUGUGCUUCGGCAGUUUGAAAUGGUCACGGAGUUUAGUGAAGAAUUCAAAGCUACUCAUGAAAAAUUAAUCCAGUACGUUGAGGAAGCAAGGAAGCUUCUACAGCUUGUCAGGGAAAGCAAGACUGAAAUAACUUGUACUACUUUUCGAGAGAUGAACAAGCAUUUUAAUAAGAUUUUUAAAAAACUUGUGCCGGGUGGGUCUGCUAAGCUGAUUUUGAAAAUAGAUGGAGAAAAAGACAAGUAUUUUGAAGAUAUUACGGUGGAAAUUAUAGAGGCUGGGGAUUUAAUUGGAGUGGACAUGGAGGUCUCUUUCAAUGAAUCUGCUGAAGAGCAGCAGGUUUUAGAACAAUUCUCCAGUGGGCAAAAGUCACUUGUUGCCCUAGCUUUUAUUUUGGCGGCGCAAAAGUGCCAUUUUACCCCGUUUUAUGUCCUUGAUGAAAGCGACUACGCGCUUGAUCCAGAGCAUAGAAAAAACUUUGCGAAGUUAAUCGCUAGUCUUAGUAAUAAAAUACAAUUUAUUUCUACGACUUUCAGACCGGAGCAGCUCGAAUAUGCGAAUGAGUUUUUUGGAGUUCAAAUACGAAAUAAGGUUUCGUAUUUGCAAAGAAUUUCCAAGAAGGAAGCUGCAGCCUUCGUUGAAGAUUAA